AUGGCUUCAUCAUUGCUAGAUCGAGAUUUCUCACCACCAAGCUCAUUUAAAGAUGGAGGAGCAGGUGAUCGAUGGCGUAUGAAAGGUGAAAAUUCGGGUAGCGAACGUUGGAGAUUAACUAAUGAUACUGAAAGUAGCGUUACUGGUAGUGGUAGUGUUGGUGGUGGCGGUGGUGGUGGUGGUAAUAUCGGUAGUGAACGUUGGUCAAGACGUGAAAUUGGUGCAGAUCGAACAAUGAGUAUUCAACGUCAUGGUAACAGUCGUGAACGUAGUCCACGAAGACUUCGUGAUAGAGAUGGUCGUCGAAGCGGCGCCGGUGGCGUGCGUAAUGACCGAAUGGUUUACAUUGCAAAUAUUCCGUACGACGUACGUUGGAUGGAACUAAAAGAUUUGGUUCGAGAAAAAGCUGGUGAGGUUAAUUUUGUCGAGCUCCUAGAAGACCGUAAAGGGAAAUCGAAAGGUGCAGCAGUUGUUGAGUUUCGAGAAAAAGAAUCAGUUCAGCGUUGUGUUGAUGCAUUACAUCGUUAUCCGAUGAAUGAUCGUUUGCUUACAGCAAAGGAAAUUCGAGAUCCUGUUGCGUUUUUCCGAAAAGUUAAGGAAGACACAGGUGUUGAUUUUUUGAACGGUCUUCAUGGUGGAACUGCUACAGCGAGUUUGGAUACUCGUAAUCGUCAAGAGGAGCAAUUUGAAACGUAUGGUCUUAGUCCGGCAUUUCUGCGACAACUUCAUAUUACAGGACCAUUGACCAAUCGUGUUUUUGUGUCGAAUCUUCCGUACAACGUACAAAGUGGACGAGUGACAGAUUAUUUCUCAUUGGCUGGUAAAGUUACUUGGGUUGAUCUUCAAUUAGAUAAAGAAGGUCGCAGUAAGGGUAUGGCUGUUGUACAGUUCACUCAUCCAAUUGAAGCAGUACAAGCUAUUUCAAUGUUGAACAAUCAGCGUGUUUUUGAUCGUCAAAUUAAUGUCAAAAUGGAUAAAUUUGACCCAAUUGAUGAUCGAAAAGAAGGAGAAUUACCUGUUGGUUUACGUGGAGUUGGCAUGGGUUUAGGUGCAAAUGGUGCACCAUUAGGUGAUGUUUCUUCAAUAAUUUCGUCGCUUACCUCCUCAACAACAUCUCAUAAUUCCUAUGAUAGCACAUCAGCACCAUAUACCACUCAAUCUGCUUAUCAAGGUGGUCCUGUAUCAAACCUUCAGCCUAGUAGCAUUUCUUCGGUUAUGCCAUUUUCAUCCACUUAUACAUCAUCAUCAUCAGCAUCUUUGUCAGCUCCCACUUCUGGUUAUUCUACAUUUGGUGGUGUCGGUGGUUUUAGCUCGCGUUCAAUUAUCAUUAAAAAUCUUCCCUUGGAUUAUACAUGGCAAAUUGUGCGUGAUCGUGUUCAACAAUUUGGUCCAGUAGAUUUGACGGAAAUGAUUGCACCAGGUUGUGCUAAAGUUACAUUUACUGUAGCCUCAGAUGCGGAACGUGCUCGUAAAUCUCUUCAAAAUACCACGGUUGAAGGACGUGUUAUUGGAGUGGAAUUUUUGGCGUGA
Brugia malayi is the source of this 1530-nucleotide messenger RNA. RefSeq lists its product as hypothetical. Gene Ontology annotation, biological process: regulation of mRNA stability involved in response to oxidative stress. Gene Ontology annotation, molecular function: mRNA binding. The transcript is spliced from 6 exons. The coding region runs from base 1 to 1530 and encodes 509 amino acids. NCBI's taxonomy places the organism in Eukaryota, Metazoa, Nematoda, Chromadorea, Rhabditida, Onchocercidae. The record is from RefSeq and is a predicted model, not a curated record. Gene Ontology annotation, cellular component: nucleus; post-mRNA release spliceosomal complex; cytoplasm.